CGCUUUCACAGUGUUUCAUUAAUAUUGUUUUCUCUUCUAACUCUUCAUUACCUCUCAUCAUCAAUUCCUUCCAUGGAAUUCGCAUCUUCAUCAUCCAAACUCCCACGGAAGUACGAUGUGCUCAUCAACUUCGAUGGGGAAGAAAUAGGCAGGAAAUUUGUUUCUCAUCUCGAUUCUGUUCUCUCUGCUGUUGGACUCACCACUCUCCUUCAUUACGACAAUGCAGUGAAGUCAACGCACAUCCAACAACCGAUUCUCAAUCUGUGUCGGAUAGUAAUAGUUGUUUUCACCAAAACAUAUUCUGAAUCUGCUUGGUGUCUUCAUCAGCUUCAACAAAUCAUCGAAUGGCACCAAACUUAUUGCCGACAUGUUCUGCCUGUAUAUUAUGAAAUUCAGCCCUCUGAUGUACGUCUUCAGAAGGGUGAUUUUGGAAAGGCCUUCAAAGCAACUGCACAACGAACAUUUUCAGAACAGGAACUGGAGCAUGGCAUGUCCAGGUGGAGCCACGCACUAACCAAAGCUGCAAAUUUCUUUGGAUGGGAUGAGAGCAAUCACAGGAGUGAUGCUGAACUAGUGGACAAAAUAGUUAAGAGCAUUCUUAAUUUAUCAGCUUUGUCUGCUACUAAAUUCCCAGUUGGAUUACAAGACCGAGUGGAAUUACUAAUUCUAGCUAUAAACAAUAAGUCCAAGGAAGUUUGUACAAUAGGGAUAUGUGGAAUGGGAGGAUCGGGUAAAACCACCCUUGCCAAAGCCAUCUACCAUCAAAUUCAUGGUAGAUUCAUGCAGAAAAGUUUCAUUGAAGAUAUUGCACAAGUUAGUGAACCAAGAGGGCGUAUUCAUUUACAGGAACAACUUCUUUCAGAUAUCCUAAACACAAAGGUGGAGAUACAUAGCGUUGAGAUGGGAAGAAAUAUGAUUCGGGACAGACUUUUUCAGAAAAGGGUGCUCAUUGUACUUGAUGAUAUGGAUGACUAUCUUCCAUUAUUAGAUCUAAGGAAAAGUCGUUCAUGGUUAAGUGAAGGAACUGUCAUAAUCAUGACAACAAGAGACGAAGACCUACUGAGGAAACAUCAAGUUGAUUCUGUUUUUCGGACAAAUCUAAUGAAUGAAAAGGAGUCCCUUGAGCUUCUUAGUUGGCACGCAUUUAGAGAACCAAAACCAAAAGAAGAAUACGAUUACCUUGCAAGAAGAGUAAUUUCUUGUUGUGGAGGACUGCCUCUAGCUCUUGAAGUCAUUGGAAGUACUUUAUUUGAAAGGACAGAAGAGGAAUGGCAUAGUAUAUUGUUUGAAUUAGAGGAAACACCCAUGUACGAUGUUCAACUGAAAUUGAAAAUAAGCUUGGGUGGUUUACGCAAUCAAAUGGAAAGAGAUUUAUUCCUUGAUGUAUGCUGUUUCUUUGUUGGUAAAAACAGAGCCUAUGCUACGAAGAUCCUAAAUGGCUCGGGAGUAGAUGCUGAUAGUGGAAUAAGAGUUCUUAUGGAGCGUAACCUCAUUAAAGUUAAAAGGAAUAACAAAUUAGGAAUGCAUCCUUUGCUACAACAAAUAGGAAUAACAAUUUUUCAACUAAAUUCAACAGAAAUACGACUGUUGUAUGGUGAUGUUAUAGAAUAUGCCUUGAAGGUGAAUACGUCACAGGGGAGAAAAGACUCUGAGCUAUUGCCUGUGAGAUUGCUUUCAUCUAUAAGAAAACCAUCAAGACUGCCGAACGACGUUGAAAAUUCUGAGAACCUUUCUCAGAAAUUGAGAUGGAUUAGUUUGCAUGGGUGUUCUUCAGAAUACAUACCUUUCGCCUUUAAUGUCCACGAUACAAUAACGAUUGAUCUAAAACACAGUCUUCUUCGAUUCUUUUGGGGAGAACCCCAGGUUUUGAGAUCGCUAAAAGUACUUAACCUUAGUCACUCCAUGUACUUGACAGAAACACCUGACUUUUCUAGACUACCAAGUCUUGAACAACUCAUUCUAAAAGAUUGUCCGAGAUUACGCAAAGUACACAGAUCUAUUGGACAUCUCUGUUAUCUUAUACUGCUUAAUUUGAAGGACUGUAAAUGUCUAAGCAAUCUCCCCAGAGAGAUAUAUAAGUUGAAAUCUUUAAGAACUCUUAUCCUCUCUGGGUGUUCCAAGAUUGGCCGAAUGGGAAAAGAUAUAGUGCGAAUGAAAUCCUUGAUAACUCUAAUUGCUGAAAAUACAGCAGUCAAACAAGUGCCCUUUUCAAUUGUAACUUCAAAAGCUAUUGGAUAUUUGUCCCUACCAGGAUUUGAGAGAUUGUCAUGUAAUCUUUUUCCUUCAAUCAUUAUUCGGUCUUGGAUGUCGCCAACAAUGAAUCCUGUAUCCUAUACUUAUUCAUUGAGCAUGGAUAUAGAUAAUAGCUGGGAUGAUAUUGUGCCAUUGCUUGGUAGCUUGGCAAAUCUUCGAAGUGUUUUGGUACAAUGUGACACCGAGUUUCAGCUAUCUAAGCAAGUACAAAACAUUCUGGUCGAAUAUUUUUCAAAUAUUACAGAAUCAAGAAUUUCAAAGCAGCACUUUAGGUCUUCUUUGAUUGGUGUUGGAGCAUACUAUGAAUUCUUCAAUGCUGUCAGCGGUAACAUAUCUGAGGUAUUGGCAAGUAGGGAAUCUUGUGAUGUCUCUCUUCUAGGUGACAACCAUCCUUAUUGGUUAGCCUAUAUGGGUGAGGGAGAUUCUGUUUCUUUCACUGUGCCUCCACAUAAUGAUGUGAAAGGAAUGAUUUUGUGUGUUGUUUAUUUAUCAACCCUUGAAAUUGAGGCAACUGAAUGUCUUAGAAGCGUCUUAAUUGUUAAUUACACAAAGUGCACAUUCCAUAUACACAUGCAUGGCACAGGAAUUUCCUUUAAUGAUAUUGAUUGGGAAGGUAUAAUGUCAAACUUUGGAUAUGGAGACAAGGUGGAGAUUUUUGUGACAUUUGGUCAUGGAUUGGUGGUAAAGAACACAUUUGUCUAUCUUAUAUAUGGUGAAUCAAAUUACUUGGAAAAAGAGCCUACACCACAGAAAAACUCUGUCCUUAGAUUCAUAAAGAAAAUUGUAGAGUAACUUCUCAUAAGUCAUUUAUCUUCUUUGAGAAGUGCAUGAUCCCUUUAGUUAUGGAAUUAAUCUGUGUCCUUCAUUGAAAUUCAUUUUUUUUCCAUCCUUUCCUUGUUUUUCCUUAGAGUAUAGCUUAUAGUUUAGAAAUUCAGGUUCACUUUAUCCUGUUUCUCACUCCUCACAUUGUGCUUUCUCGCUUCACUUGAGCUGUUUAUUGUAUUUGUUUUCUUGUUA
Molecule: messenger RNA, 3270 nt
Organism: Vigna unguiculata (cowpea)
Lineage: Eukaryota; Viridiplantae; Streptophyta; Magnoliopsida; Fabales; Fabaceae
Product: disease resistance protein RPV1-like
Biological process (GO): defense response; signal transduction
Molecular function (GO): ADP binding; ATP hydrolysis activity
Source: RefSeq, a predicted model, not a curated record